This is a messenger RNA of Vitrella brassicaformis, 2100 nucleotides long. The record is from the annotation of a GenBank genome assembly. NCBI's taxonomy places the organism in Eukaryota, Vitrellaceae.
AUUUUGCCCCUUGGCCCCUGGAGGAGCUCCUGUGCGGCUUCUGUGCUUCGCCUGUAGGCUAAUCACCUAUCGAAAUCCGACAAACCAUAAGUCGGAGCGGUUUCAACGGCCUUCUUGGCCUUCUCGCCAUCGCCGCGCAAGCACGGGCCUUCUCCUGGCUCCCUGCCUCAUCGCCACCGACAGCCAUGCGGGACACCGUCCGGUGAGAACACCAAACAGCGCCAUGCCAUUCUUCUCACGCCGCCGUAAUUGUUCAUCUCGUUUCUGUGUGGUGUGGUGUGCUGCAGGUAUCGGCGUGGGUAUCCGGGUCAGCGUGAUGGCCAGUCGACAGAGAUGGUGCAGUUCUACCUCAACCGCAUCCCAUCGACCCCCCGGGGCGCCAAGAUAGAGGCCAUACUGGCGGACUGGCGCGGCGACUACCACCUGCUGGAGAGGCACCAUGGCUACAUUCAGGUACCUGGCUGCGGUGCGACAGACAGACAGACAGACAGACAGCAUGACGCACACUCUCACUGUCACAGCACUGCAAGUGGUUAUGCUGUGUGGCUGGGUAUGGCUGUGUCUGUGUGUGGCUGGCCGUCAGUGGCUGUUCCCCAUCCGCCAGAGUGGCCUGAAUGAUGAUGCACCGCCGCUGACCAAGGUGGAGGCCGAGUACAUGGCGAAGAAUGAGCAGGUCAAGGGCAGAGUGCUGCGCGCAUACAAGAUGAUGCUAGGUCAGUCAGUCAGCCAGGCAGUCAGACGGGGAGGAGAGGGAGGACCACACACACACAUGGCAUGGUGGGGAGGGGCAGGGCAGGGCAGCAGCCAUGCACCAUGGCAGCCGCACCUUCAUCUGUGCGCCGUUGGUGGUUCCUGCAGAUUUCUACGGGUUUCGCCUGUGUGACGCCAGCGGUGAGGUCGAGCGCGGUGUCGAGUCGCACUACCGCCGCAGGAUCAGCCACCUCAACAACUCAUUCCACAACUACCUGCGCAUCACGCGAAUCAUCAAGUCCCUCGGCGAACUGGGCUACCAGCACUUCCAAAAGCCACUCGUCGAGACACUCAUCAGCGGUGGGGGGAUGGGAGGGUGGUGGGUGGGUUGUGGAUGGGUCCAUGAGAGUGUGCGUGUGUGUGGUGUGUGCGUGUGUGUGGUGUGUGCAGAGAUCUACGAGGGUCGCCCGCCGCCUCUCCGCAACGCCGAGGAGUCGGCUGGUCGAUUCUGGGUGCAUGUCGUGAGGUACGAUAGACACACACACACACACACAGACCACCCAGAGACCCUCACUGAUUUGCGUGUGUGUGUGUGUGUGUGUGAUUCUCAGGGACGAGCAUGAGCGUCAGGCCAUCUGCCGCAUGGUCUUCCAGAAGUAUCGUGAGGACAUACGCGAGCCGGGGGACAGCUUCUCGCUCACAGGUAUGUGCACACAGGCGGGAACACUCAGACACGUACAAACAGGCCAAACAAUCCGAUAGGUGAUCUUGUCUUCUCCUCUGUCGUCCAUCAGUAGCUGUGCCGCCCCCCCAGCCCUCCUCACUCCCCGCUCCCUCUGCGCAGCUCAACGGCGCACACGAGGCAGACACACACACGCAGACGACCGAAGAGACCAUGAAGGAGGCCGCGAUGCCCAAGGCCGAGCUCGCCAAUGGUGUCGAUCCGCAGACCAACGGAGAGAUCGGCCACCACCACCACCAGCAGAACCACGAGACGACAGACGGGCACGGACAGGGGGAGGGAGAGGGAGAGGGUGUGGGUGACGGGGGUGACCAGCCGCAGGCCAAGCGUGUGCAGCGGCAUGAGCCGAUGGAUGUCGAGGGGGCCGAGGGGAGCAUCGAGCACGGCGAGCCGCGCGCGGCUGCCGGACCGGCAGAGCCCCAGGAGAGCAAGAAGACUGUGCAGACAGACAUCAGAAGGUACUUCUCGUAGUUGUGCGUGUGUAAGGGGAGGGAUGGGUUCCUGCCUGACCAAUCAAUUGGAUCGUGAACACGGGAGGGGUUUAGCGCUGCGGCCCGUUUUGUGGCGAUUUUGACAAACGAAAUGGCCGGCUGUUGAUAGACAGACGUUUCGGUGUCUCUGGGACUCACACGUACACAAAACUGAAUGAAAUUCAGUGGUCUAUUCAC